Molecule: messenger RNA, 2018 nt
Organism: Strigops habroptila (Kakapo)
Lineage: Eukaryota; Metazoa; Chordata; Aves; Psittaciformes; Psittacidae
Product: sterol 26-hydroxylase, mitochondrial
Exons: 9
Coding region: 30-1622 (530 amino acids)
Biological process (GO): cortisol metabolic process; glucocorticoid biosynthetic process; cellular response to peptide hormone stimulus
Cellular component (GO): mitochondrial inner membrane
Molecular function (GO): heme binding; oxidoreductase activity, acting on paired donors, with incorporation or reduction of molecular oxygen; iron ion binding
Source: RefSeq, a predicted model, not a curated record
CGCCCCGUCCCGUGCGCUGCUAACGGAGCAUGGCGGGCCCGAGCGGUGGGGCUCGGUGGUCGCUGCUGCCGCUGCUCCUGCGCUCCCGCCCGCCGCCGCCGCCGCGCAGCAUCCCGGGGCCGCCGCGCAGGACCGGGGGCUCGGCGGCGGCAGCGGCGGGGCCGGCGCGGCUGAAGGGACCGGAGGAGCUACCGGGGCCGGGGCUGUUUCGGACUUUCGUCUGGCUCUUCCUGCGGGGCUACCUGCUGCACACGCACCGGCUUCAGCUGAUGUCCCGGCGCAUCUAUGGUCCUAUCUGGAAGUCAACUUUCGGGCAUUACGAGAACAUCAACAUUGGGAGCCCUGUGGUGCUGGAGCAGCUGCUACGGCAGGAGGGCAAGUACCCCAUGCGGAGCGACAUGGCGCUGUGGAAGGAGCACCGGGACACCCGACACCUGCCCUACGGACCCUUUACCGAGGAAGGGGAGCGCUGGUAUCGCCUGCGCCAGGUCCUCAACAAGCGGUUGCUGAAGCCCUCGGAGGCGGUGCUGUACGCGGACGCCAUCGGGGAGGUGGUGUCAGACCUGAUGAUGCGGCUGCGGGAUGAGCGGAGACGCAGCCCCUCGGGGGUGCUGGUGGGGGACGUGGCCAACCUGCUCUACCGCUUCGCCCUGGAAGGGAUCUCCUAUAUCCUCUUUGAGACCCGCAUCGGGUGCCUGAAGCACCAGGUCCCCACCGAGACCCAGCGCUUCAUCGAUUCCAUCAACCUCAUGUUCAAGAACUCCAUCUUUGCCACCGUCCUGCCCCGAUGGAGCCGCAAGGUGCUGCCCUUCUGGGACCGCUACCUGGACAGCUGGGACACCAUCUUCGCCUUUGGCAAGACCCUGAUUGACCGAAAGAUGGAGCAGCUGGAGGGGCAGGUGGAGCGGGGCAAGGAGGUGUCUGGUUACCUGAGCUACCUGCUGGCCAGUGGCAGGCUCAGCCUGGAUGAGGUCUAUGGCAGCGUGGCCGAGCUGCUGCUGGCCGGCGUGGACACGACCUCCAACACGCUCUCCUGGGCCCUGUACCACCUCUCCCGGGACCUGAGCAUCCAGGAGACCCUGUACCAGGAGCUGAAAGCCGUUGUGCCUCCCGACCGGUUUCCUGGUGCUGAGGAUAUCCCCAAGAUGCCGAUGCUUCGGGCCAUUAUCAAGGAGACGCUGAGGGUCUACCCUGUGGUGCCAACCAACGCCAGGGUCUUCUAUGAGAAGGACAUUGUCAUUGGAGACUACCUCUUCCCCAAGAACACCCUCUUUGUCCUGGCGCACUAUGCCAUGUCCCACGACGAGACGUACUUCCCUGAGCCAGAGAAGUUCCUGCCCCAGCGCUGGCUCCGUGGCCAUGGCUCCCCCCACCACCCCUUCAGCUCCAUCCCCUUUGGCUACGGGGUCCGUGCCUGCGUUGGCCGCCGCAUCGCUGAGCUGGAGAUGCACUUGGCCCUCGCCAGGAUUGUCCAGGCCUUCGAGGUGCGGCCAGACCCCAGCGGCGUGGAAGUGACAUCUGUGUCCCGCAUCGUCCUGGUGGCCGACAAGCCAAUCAACCUGGAGUUCAUCGCUCGCCCGGGGGCCCCCGAAUGCGUGCCCACCCCCCACCCUGGGUGCUGAGGGGGGACCCCUGCUGCCCCACCAGGAGGGGCAGGAAGGCAAACGCACCCCAGCUUGGGCCAAUGGGCUCCCAGCCCCGCUGUGGGAAGAUGGGGGGGACAAGGGAUGCCCACAUAUUGCCUCUGGGGCACUAGUAUCCCCUACCCCAAAUCAGCAGGAGGCUUGGGGAACUGCUGUGCCUUUCACACGUGGCGGGGGGUUGUGUCGUCCCAUCACGUGCCCAGCCGGGCUGCGUCGGGGACCUGGGAACUCUGCCGGGGCAGGGGGGAAGCGGGGAGGGGGCUUGCAGCCAUUCAGUGUCUCCUUCGUCCCGUCCUUGUGUAGCUGCGUGUGGAUCUCUGCCUGGAGCCAGGACAUCUGGGUCCUCUUUGAACAGCUGACUUUGGUCUCAGCCAA